AUGUUUGAAACACCCGCGUUCACCGAAUUAGCACAGACAUUAUUAGACACGGGAGCAACACAUGGCUGGUGUAACGUGAAGGAGUUACUUCUAUCUGGUGUGACGGUGUCUCGUUUCACACAGAAGAAAUAUGAAAGUCUCAGAACAGAGCUUCUGCCAACAGUUAGGAAAGCCAUAGCUGAAGGACUGGCAUGCGGUGCAUCCACAGAUAUGUGGACAGAUGACCAUCGGAAGGUCAGUUACACCUGCAUUACACUGCAUUAUAUAGACGAUGCCUGGGAAUUUAAUACCAGGAUCAUAUGUACAUGUGCAUUUCCAUCAGGGGCAAAGAAAACGGCUUUAAACCUGAAGACAGAACUGCUCAAGCAAUUAGGUGAAUUUGGUCUAUUGCCAGAUGAGAUCGACAGACUUGUGUUUGUCAGUGACCAAGGAGCAAAUGUGCAGGCAGCGCUCUCCCGAUGGGUGCACAAAAGCUGUAUAGCACACGUACUGAAUACUGUGCUGAAGCACACCUUUAAGAAGUCUAAGGAAGGUGAUGAAGAGCAUGAUGGAGAUGAGGAAGAACUGCAAGAACCUUUUAAGCAGGCAACUGAAGAACUCAGUGGCUCAAAAUAUUGUACAAUCAACUUAGUGGCCCUCUGGAAAACCACGCUGAUGACCCACUGCCAAAUCUCACAGUCCCAAGCUGAACCAGCACCGCUCAGGAUACUGAAACACAGGUGCUUGGGUCUUUUGGCUGAACGCAUAGUUUUGGGACACCAUGAAAAGCUUGCCGUGCUGCUCUGGCCGAAAUUCAAGCAGCUUCGGAUGUUCACCACAGAAGAGAGGGAGGAAAUAUAUGAAAGUGCACGUGGAGAGUUGGCCAGCUUCCCUAAAAGAGCUACAACUGAGGUGAAUGCCCAGCAGAUGCAAGAGGAAGAGGAAGAUGAGAUGGCUGGGCCAGCACCAGCAGGACCAGAGCAAAAGUUUAGUCAGUGGGCUGACAUUGAGGAUGCUGAACUGGAUUCAGGGUGUAGGGAACGUUUGCAUCGUGCCACUUCCUUGGCUAAGGAAGCUCUCUCCUCUCAGGGUCGCAUGAAACAGCAGUACGACAGAAACGCUGUUGAGCGUCCAUAUGUGGUGGAGAGAAAAGUCUCAGAAACCGAUUAUGUCAUCCACACCCCUGAGCGCAGGAGGAAGAAGCGUUUGUGUCACAUUAACAUGUUGAAAGCUCAUCGUUCCAGGGAGAAUAAUCAAGGGGAGCUAAAAAGCAGCGUGGAAGUCGAUGUUCCCAACAUUUCUGCGUCCAUGGUUUGUGGAGUGUCCAUGGCUGCUGAAGGGGAUGAUGGUUUGACCGUGGUAUCCGAGGGGCAACAGUGUGGUAGGUUAUCUAAUACAGAGUUCUUGGCUAACGUAGAGUCACAGCUUUCCUACCUUACUGAAAUUCAGCGGGGAGACGUACUUGCCUUGUUUAACUCAUUUCCCAUGCUUUUCAGUGAUGUACCCUCUCGUACCAAUGUGUUACAGCAUGAUAUUGAUGUCGGCUCUGCUAUUCCAAUCAAGCAGCAUGCUUACAGAUGUCCUAUUGGAAAGAGAGAGUUCAUGAAAAAAGAGGCUACUUACCUGUUAGAAAAUGGUUUAGCGAAACCUAGCAGUAGCUCGUGGAGUUCGCCAUGUUUGCUGACACCGAAGUCAGAUGGUUCUUCUCGUUUCUGUACGGAUUUCAGAAAGGUUAAUGCAGUCACAGUCCCAGACUCGUUUCCAUUGCCCCGUAUGGAAGACUGCAUAGAUACCAUUGGUUCUGCUGACUUUAUCACCAAGCUGGAUCUUCUUAAGGGAUACUGGCAGGUCCCGUUGACUGAGAGAGCAUCUGAUGUAUCAGCAUUUGUGACUCCAGAUCACUUUCUCCAGUACAUCGUGAUGGCUUUUGGCAUGAGAAAUGCCCCAGCCACAUUCCAAAGGCUCAUGAACAUAGUGUUGGGAGGUGUACCCCAGUGUAAUGUGUAUUUAGAUGACAUAGUGGUCUAUUCAAAUGAUUGGGAAAGUCAUGUGGCGAGCUUAACAAUUGUGUUUGAACGGCUUGCUAAGGCAGCAUUGACGCUUAACCUAGCCAAAUGUGAUUUUGCUAGGGCUACUGUCACCUAUCUAGGGAAGCAGGUAGGACAGGGACAGGUCAAGCCGGUGGAUGCUAAAGUGGCUGCAGUAUUGGCUUAUCCCGUUCCUACAAACAGACGAGAGCUUCGACGGUUCUUGGGUAUGACAGGAUACUACAGAUGUUUUUGUAAGAACUUCUCAGUGGUAGUGGCUCCCCUUACUAAACUCUGUAGCCCAGUUAUACCGUUUGUAUGGACAAAGGAAUGUGAUUAUGCCUUUGACGCUGCUAAGUCCCUGCUGUGCAGUGCUCCGAUAUUGGCUGCGCCAAAUUUUGUUCUUCCUUUUCAGCUAGAAGUGGAUGCAAGUGGUACUGGAGCUGGAGCUGUCUUGUUGCAGGCUGCAUGUUUAGGUUCCAUGAGUGAGUACCAGCAGGUACAAGGCCAAGAGAGCUAUCCAGUUCCGGAGGCAGAAGAUGUCGUUUCUUCGGAAUUAAACGCCCACGAAACGUGCGCUACCGCCGAUCCCCAACCACCGUCCUAUUUUGACGGGCAAGCGAGCUCCAAACAAGACGCUCAUGCUGAACAUGACGAUUGCCGGGGGCAUUAUAAUCAAGCUUUGUGCUUUGCCAGGAAAAAACAUCUAAGUGGCGGGAAGCGCGUGAUAGAUGUGCCAGCGGGAACGCCAUGUCGCACACUGUCAUAUAUAAACAGUAAAGGGUCGGCUGAGUCAGAUAAUAUUUCUAUUAAAUCCACCGUCUGUGGAGAAUCAGUGGAUCAAACUCCACCUGCCCAACUAGAUGCAAAAUACGGAAAGAAAACCGGCAGUCAAGAAAACCAAAAAUCUCGUCGGGGAAGGAAACCGAGGAAACUCUUUAUUGAUAAUUUUGGUGGGUCUGAUGGACAGGUGAAAACUACCUUCAAGACGGAAGUCCGGAGAGGUCAUGCAAGUAAAGCCAGACCCACUAUAUCUGGACGAACACCAAAUAUCAGUACAAAAGUUGAGCUGAGACGAAGACUUAGGUCAGACACGAGGAAAGACCGCAAACGAUUGGUGAAAAAUUCGUGCUGUGCUUUGUGUGGUGAUGUAAAAUACACUCCUCCCCCUAGUAAGAAUCUGGCCCGUAUACUCAAUCACAGAUCGAGAGCUGGCCGCCCCAGCCCGACUGCGUUGCAGAAAGGUGCCUGUCAUAACUCAGAGUCCCAUCGGCCCCCGACCACACCGAUUUUGCGCUUUGAGAAAAACCUCAUGGUGAAACUGUGUGAUGUAGCCCGAGUGUUUGACAUAGCCUCACGUGAUUUCUCAUGUGUCUUGCCAGCGGUACUAAGACAAAAGAGGAAACGCAAAAGAGUGAGGUGCUCAAUGAAAGAAUUCAGUUUUCUCUUGCAACCUCCUCUUCAUGGCAUCAGCAAGCAAAGAAGUAGGAUUGCUAACCAAUCCUGGGAAGUUUCCACUCCAACCCAUAGCUGUGCUUCUUUCUCAUCAGGUGAUCCUCCAUCUGGAGCUACAGGCAGCACAUACAUUUCAGACACAGCAGAGACUCCAGAUGGAUCUGUAAAGAAAUGGGAUGCUUGCCUUGUAAGGAAUCCAGACUGCGAGAGGAUGAGACAGACCGACAUUGAAGGAACUGCCUCAGUACUCCCACGUUGUGAAGACAGCAGUCCUGUUGUGCGUUUCUGUGAGAAAGACAAGGCCUGUCCAAUGAAUAACAUCUCUGAAAGUCCUUCCAGCCCAGUGCGUCGUGUACCACCUUUAAUACUCAGACGAGUUACUGUCAAUGGUUUUGUUUUCAGACAUGACAAUGAGAACAGAGGUCUUUCACUGGAUGAAGAGGAGGAGGACAGAAGAAAUGAAGAUUCUGAUUGUGAAGUGAACUCACCUGAGAGUUUCUCCUGCCAGCGAACGCAAGCCUACAUAUUUUUCCCCCAAUCAUCAUGCGCUCGCACAUGCAAAAUCUGGCCCUUUCCUAGAAUGGGCCCUCCUAAUGAAAUCAGACCAUCGCAUCUAACUGGACCCCGGUGGAUUGUGACCACUCCAUUUCCUGCCACCGUUCAGACUUCUCACGGUGUAGCACCUGAAUGCUUAUCAGAUAAGGAUGUUCAAAACAAACUUUCCAAACCCACAAAGCAAAGCAAGAGCAGUCAUGAUGAAAGAGGAGCACUGGAGGGCCAACUACUUUCUUCUGCACCAGGUGAGAAGCCACCUAUUGACAUGUUAGCUGUGUUGGAAAAGACUUCAAAAAAUCCAGCACAAAGUCUUUACAGUCCCAGAGGUACAAUGACUCAAGAUAUUUUUCAUAUUUCGAAACUUGCAGAACACACCACUUACUGUGCAUUUGGUGAAAAACCACCCACUUGCACACCAGAAAGGGCUUGGAAAUGUCUAGUAGACAGUCCAAGAGUCGUAUUCUCUCAUGUUUCCAAACCAGCAGAGCUUGAGUCAAACCAAAGUCUGAAGAAAGCUUUUGAGGAUGUUCUUGAGUACUCUGCACCUGUAAUGACUGAACAGGGUAACAACUACAAACUUAAUGGUCUUGACUAUGCAGCAUCAUUAGAAGGGAACGGUAUUUUAAAAAAACAUUCCCUUCUCAAGAAGUCUAAUAAGGAAAUGCUUUCAAGUGGGUCCAACAAUCAGUCUGAUGUUCCUGUCAUCAGGGAAGAAGAUACAAAAUUGCGCAAAGAUUCGUUAAAUCCCAAAGCUGUUAGUCGUGAUGGGGUCGAAAAUUGUGGUAGACGAGUUCUCUAUAACCCAGGGUCACUCUCGCAAAUAUGUCUUAAAGUAAAAAUGCUAAAAGCUCAGCAUUCUUCUUUAGUGACAACCACCUCCUCGGUGGAGCAGGAGACCAAAAGUGUUACUCCAAAUUCAGUUGGGCAUACACCCGACAGCAACCCUGACUUUUCAGGAGAAGGGAAAAGAACGCAACUAUUUGACACCUCCUCAAUCACAGACUCCUCCUCUGAAGAUGAAAACAAGAAUUUCACUAGUCUGUCUUCAGAAGAGGAGUCAUUGAAACGUCAUGCAGCUGAGAGCUUGUUGUCUGAUGAUGAUGGGACAUGUCAGAUUAAAGAUAAAGAACAAGGCUCCACCCUUCCACCAUUUCCGGUGAUUGCAGACAGCUUCCUGGAUGUUUCUCGAGCAUAUGAAGAAGAUGUCCUUAUACUGGAUGUGAUACAGGAUGAUCCAGAGUUGUUCGGGGCUGUGGUCACUGAAACUGUGAGUAACAAAGAUGCGUCUACACAGGAGAAUGAAGAGACACAGCAAAAAUCAGAGUCGAAACUUCAAACUGGAAAUCCCUGCAAGAUUGUCUGGGAUAUAAACUCAGAUCGCACCAGCAAACCUCACCCAACUGCUGUAGACGCCAAGAUGGAAGAUUUGAAAGAUGGUGGUACUAUGAUGGUAAAGGAGACACAGAGUUACAUAGCUCAGCCUCCCCAGUGUAUAAAUACUUUAAAGUCAGAGCAUGCCACAGACUGCAAUAACCAAGAGAUGAGAGAAACAAACAAUCUGUCUGCUAUUACAGUAAAAAACACAAGAGCAACAAGUCUUGUAAUGAACACGUGCGGUAAUGGGGUUGAAGUGACUGCAAAAGAGACUUCUGCUUUGAGGAAUGUAAACAGCAGUUAUUGUUGGUACCACUUUAGUGAAUAUAGCACCUGCCUGCGAAGUGUCUGUUGGUUCCUGCACACACCAAGAGAUGGAGACGAAAAGUUCUGCAUGGAUAUAGUGAAGAAGUUCUGUCAUGUUGGUAAACGUGGUCUUAUUCUACGAGCAGGUAACAGAACUUAA
Pimephales promelas (fathead minnow) is the source of this 5856-nucleotide messenger RNA. The record is from RefSeq and is a predicted model, not a curated record. NCBI's taxonomy places the organism in Eukaryota, Metazoa, Chordata, Actinopteri, Cypriniformes, Leuciscidae.